Daldinia decipiens is the source of this 1591-nucleotide messenger RNA. RefSeq lists its product as uncharacterized. NCBI's taxonomy places the organism in Eukaryota, Fungi, Ascomycota, Sordariomycetes, Xylariales, Hypoxylaceae. Gene Ontology annotation, cellular component: nucleus. Bases 200 to 1591 code for a protein of 463 amino acids. Gene Ontology annotation, biological process: aflatoxin biosynthetic process; regulation of DNA-templated transcription. The record is from RefSeq and is a predicted model, not a curated record. Gene Ontology annotation, molecular function: DNA-binding transcription factor activity, RNA polymerase II-specific; DNA binding; zinc ion binding. The transcript has a single exon.
AUUUUAUCUAACAGAAGUCCCUCUCGCAUGAACAGGGGGUUGCAGACAUGCAGGUUCGGAAUGGCUUGAAAUCUAGUGGACAAGUCUACUUUGAGUUCUACUUUGAGUCUUUGACAAAUCUUUGACAAAUUUCUUUUUGAUAAUAACAACCCUUCUCAGGCGUUGAAACGUGGAAGCUCACGUUUUAUUCAUUUUACUAAUGAUGAUUAAUAACCCCCCACGACCGUCUCGGCAACCCAAGCUACGAUCUAGUUGCGAUGGGUGUGGCUCUGCAAAGCUCAAAUGCGAUCGAGGCCAGCCUGAAUGUGGACGAUGUGUGUCUCUUGGCAUCACCUGCGUCUAUGGGGUCUCGCGGAAAAUGGGUAAACCACCAAGAGAAAGGUUACAGAUUCCAGCCAUGAUAGGCGGGCCUCGCACAACAGGAGAGCACCACAGAAGUAGAAAGGAGAGUGGGCCCGACGACAGUAGUUACAGCCGUCGUGCAGGUAGUUCCAUUAGUGACACUAUCUUACCGAGGACCAAUUCGAGUUCGAGUAUCAAUGAUAUACACUCGGCUUGGGGGGCAGCCGAGGAAUAUUCCAGCCAUGCUAUGACGAGUGUUAGCGUGCUGGAUGAAUUCCAUAACGACCAAUUGGGGCCACCGCUCACGAAUUUCUCAUCUCUGGAUAUGAACGAAUGGGUUUUGACGAACAUCAUUAGGGACGAACCCUCAUCCACCAAUCUAGAGACCGAGCCAUUCCACUUGGGAUGGCCAGAGCUUGAAAGCUCCCCGGCUUCAACAGGGCAAACAACAGGGGCUCAUACUCCGGGGGAUGACAGAAUAUAUCUAGACAGCCCCUUUAUGCAACAUGACGACGCCAAGAAUCACGACUGUACCCGGGAGGCGUACGAGAUUUUGAAUAGUUUAUCUUCCCUGAACAUCAGCAAAGCACACUCCAGAACUACGCCGCCACCAGGCACGACGGCCACCUCCAUAAAUUGCGUCCCCCUGGAUUUUAUAUUACAACUUAACCGCGAAGCCACCGAGAGGCUCGGUCGCUUGUUGAGCUGUUCCUGUGCUAACUACUCUCAUCUCGCAUUUCUUUAUGCCUCUAUUAUCGGACAGAUUGUGCUUUGGUAUAGCCGUGAAGCCGGAUGCUCCAAGACAUCCUCACUAAGUCCUAUACCAAACGCGACAAUACGGCAUGGUAUGUCGCCUUCUUGCUCCUCUACUGGGUCGAUGUGCAGGUCACCAUCGUCCUGGCUAAGCAUAGGAGCUAGUACUGCGAAUACAAGUGUCAGCGGCUCGAGCACGCCAUCAGGGACGCGAAAUGCCGCAAAAGAUCUCGCUCCUACGCAGAUGACUAUGGGCUGCUUUAGCAUCGACGACCAGCUGGUGCAGGCCGCGUUAAGAAUUCAGUUAUUAUUAGGCGAGAUGAAAAGGGUCGGAUAUCUCAUUGACGUAUUCGCGUCCCGGAGUUCUACCCGUAUGGACGAAUCUACGUCGGGGAACAUAGAUGAUCUGUAUAAAAACUUGGGAUCGUGGCUAGGAAAAGAGCACUCGAAAAUAGUUGAGAUGAUGAGAGUAAGAUUGAGAGAUAUUAGCAUAUAA